Messenger RNA from Sceloporus undulatus (fence lizard), 396 nucleotides. Its product is annotated as ribonuclease-like. The record is from RefSeq and is a predicted model, not a curated record. NCBI's taxonomy places the organism in Eukaryota, Metazoa, Chordata, Lepidosauria, Squamata, Phrynosomatidae. The transcript has 2 exons. The annotation marks the transcript as partial.
AUGUCUACAAAGAGAAGCAUUCAAUUGUGGCUGCUUUUGGCCUUUGCCUGGAUGGUGAUGAAGGAAACAGCAGCCCAGUCUUUUCAAUACUUCAAACAGCAGCAUGUAGACUACCCAAAGACACCAGCUCCAAAUAAUCAUAUCUAUUGUAGAAAUAUUAUGAAUGAUAGAUAUCAGACCUACAUACGUGAAAAUAUUUAUAUACAUGCCUCAGAUACUGAGCUUGAAGACAUCUGCAGACCAAGUGGACUUCCAGAGGAUGGUGAAUGGCAAAGCAUAACUCCACUUGCAUGCACCAUUUGUUCUGGUGUUGAUUCUGGGUUUUUCGGUAUAAGUGGCAAGCUGAAUAUUAUUCUUUAUUGUAAGGAUGGAGUCCCAACUGAUUACUCUAUCACC